AUGGGCAAUGUUUUGUGGGUUGUACUUGGUACUACGACCUUCGGCUUGGUUACCAUGUAUUCUAUUCACACGUUUGAUAGAUUCUGGAACACCAUCAGCGGCGAUGACGAGAAUGACGAGGAUGUCGCUCCCCAGGCAAAGGACAAGAGUUUUCUUUCAUAUCUCGCUGGAUCGAUCUUGUCACAGGGGUUGGGAAUGAGAUUCAUGUUCGAAAAGGGUAGCGUCUUGCCGGAACUUGCUGAUGGUAUGCUCAAGUUCAGGAACUUGAAGGUCGUUUCUACCGAAAAAGAUGAGUCGCUCCGUUUUCUUGCAAAGAUCCAAGAACUCAACAUAACCUUGUCGUUUAAGAAAUGGUACGAUGGCAACGGUCUUAUUGAAGAUAUGGAGGUGUUUGGAAUGCAUGCAAAGGUAUACAAGAAGGAUGAAUCCUUCCCACAAAUCGAAUCUUCCAAUUCAUCUAACCAGCCAGACACCAUCAGCUCAUUCGCCAUGUCUAUGAGCAAGUACGACAGCAACAACAUUCAAAAUGACUUCCACGAACACAAGUUGGAAGAGCUUGAGAAUAUCAAAUCCAAUCAGGUGGCCUUUAUGGCUCCCAAUUACCAACUCGGCCAUUUGAGACUACAUGAUUCGGUCGUUGAACUCCACGAAAAUCAGGAUACUACACCCUUCAAAGUGACCAUCUUCAACUGUGAUCUACCAAGACUUCGUGGGGAUCGCUUGAUUGUCGAUUUCUUCAAUGCAAAUAAUGUAACUGGAGCUGUGAACAACUCGAUGUUCACUAUCCACAAGCAUCAGUCAUUCACCGACGAGAAUGUUGUCAGAUUUAAGCUUGAUAGUAUUGAUAUGGAGUCGAUUUCAAAGGCCAACCCACAGCUGAAGUUCAACUGGAUUGUUAACGGUAAGGCUGAAAUUCUCGCUGAUAUUCGUCUUCCAGAAAUGGACAAAGUGAAAGACGACACUGGCUUCCUUCCCUCCGCUUCAACGUUUCAGCAACUCUGGAAUGACCUCAAGACCGCAACUUCUGCACCACAAGAAUCAUCGGAAGGAGAACCAAACAACAAUAGCCUUCUCAAAGGUGCAAUCGCCGCCAUUUAUGAAACUUUUACGAAGAAUAAUGAUAUCGACGAGACAAGAUCUCGCAAUGAUAGCGAGUAUGUUAUCGUCAAUGUCAAGGUGAAAUUUAAGAACCUCAAGGCAGCAAUGCCUCUGCAUUUACCGAUGGCUUCCUCGACAUCCCUUCCAUUCAUCACUCUUCAGAAACUCAGAGCAUUAAUCGGUUACAUCAACAGCAUGGAAAAGGAGAACGAUUCUAUUCUUAUCAAGACAACAGUCAUCGAGAAGCUCGUUGACUUGUAUAAUCUCGACAACAUCACAAAGACUCGUAUCUUCGAUGCUAUUGUCAGCGAUAUUUAUGACGAUUUGUUGAAGAUGAUCAAACAGGAUGAAAAUAGGAUUCUCGAGGAGAAGGCCAGCACCUGGUCUCAAACUGUGGCCAGCCAGCUUUUGUUACUCGGACUCGGAGUCCUUGCAUAA
This is a messenger RNA of Candidozyma haemuli, 1536 nucleotides long. RefSeq lists its product as uncharacterized. Gene Ontology annotation, cellular component: mitochondrial inner membrane. Bases 1 to 1536 code for a protein of 511 amino acids. Gene Ontology annotation, biological process: mitochondrion inheritance. NCBI's taxonomy places the organism in Eukaryota, Fungi, Ascomycota, Pichiomycetes, Serinales, Metschnikowiaceae. The transcript has a single exon. The record is from RefSeq and is a predicted model, not a curated record.